GGGGGCACUCGAACUACCAUCGUCCAAACCUUUAUUCAUAGCAAGGAAUCACACAAUAAGGAGGUUCUUGACAAAGCCAUUAUUUCUUUGUCCCAACAAUGGGCCGGAGAGCAAAGACAAUUGUCACGAGGCCAGUUGAUAUAAAAGUUUGGUUUGCCAGUUUUCUUUAAGCAUUCUUCUCCAUUCUCACGCCAACCACUUUGAGUGCGAUCAUCAUCUCGGAGAUAUUUCUUUCGGAUCUGUCUUCGGGUAUUCGUUUUGGUAAUUGGGCAGCUCGGCGACAAAGUUCCUAGGUAGACGCUACCUAGUAGGUAAGUAAAUUCGACCAUUGAUAGACUCAAUAACGUCGUACAGAUUAUUUCGUCGCCAAGUUGCGAAAGGUAGGUAAGAUGCAGUUUCUCACCAGGAAACCCGUGUGUCUAUGCCAUGAAGGCACGCGACGAAGCGGUGCCGUGUUGAAGCUGUUGCAGCAAGGUUUUAAGCCGACUCGUUCUGGAAAAUGUCCCGCAUGCACGGUCGGGCAUCAUCGAGAGGGAAAGGUAUUGGAUAAACUCCCCGCGAGCAUAGAGUCCCUCGCAGGAACAGGUAAGCCAAUCGAGUCCGCUAGAGGAUAUGGAGACGAUAACGCAUCUGGUCGUUUGUCGAUUAUCCAGAUCAUUUCGGAAUACGCUUGCGGUCUUACUAUCGAGGAGGAGAUUGAUAUCGCUAAUCGAGUGUAUGCGCAGCUGAAGAUGGAGAAUCAUCCGUUGACGUACGCGGGUUGGGAACUGUUCGUCGAGGUAUUCUCGGAUAGUGUGUUCACGCAGAUCCGGAGUGUUAUUCACGCCCAGCUUAGCUUCUUCUGGGAUAACAAGGUAAGUGGUGCGGAACUAUUCUUUUGA
This is a messenger RNA of Annulohypoxylon maeteangense, 881 nucleotides long. RefSeq lists its product as uncharacterized. The record is from RefSeq and is a predicted model, not a curated record. Bases 390 to 881 code for a protein of 163 amino acids. The transcript has a single exon. Lineage: Eukaryota; Fungi; Ascomycota; Sordariomycetes; Xylariales; Hypoxylaceae.